This is a messenger RNA of Tetranychus urticae (two-spotted spider mite), 2153 nucleotides long. RefSeq lists its product as uncharacterized. NCBI's taxonomy places the organism in Eukaryota, Metazoa, Arthropoda, Arachnida, Trombidiformes, Tetranychidae. The record is from RefSeq and is a predicted model, not a curated record.
UAAUUUUGGUAUGCUUAAAAUCUGAACUGUUAAUUAGACUUGUAAGACUUUGAAUUGCUUUUCUUUGAACAAAGUGGAGACAGAUAAGAUGUAAAAUCAGAAUUGUGAUGAAGAACUGAUAAUUGUGAAUAGAAGAAGUAAAUAUUGGUUCUUUAAAGAGUUCAUUUGUUCAGUUGUGCCUCAUUUUAAUAAAUUGUUUUCUGCCGAUAAAUUGAAAUCAAAGGAAAACAAAGUGACUCUGGAUUUUGAUGAACGUGCCUUUGAGGCUCUUCUUGCCUGGAUCCAUACAGAAUUAUUCAUCAUUAAAAUGGAUUAUGUGAUUAAUUUUUAUGACGCAGCUGAUUUGAUGACCAGAGAGCGUUUGUUUAAACCUUGUUUUGAGUAUUUCCAUAAAAAUUUCACCAUAAAAUAUCUUCCAGUUGUCUUAACUCAAGUUAAAAAAUCUUCCAAAUUGAUCAAUUCAGGAGCUAUUAACAGUUUUAUUUGUCGCCACUUUUUGAAGAUCGCUAACACGAAUGUUUUCUUGGAUUAUCCAGUUGAAACAGUUGAACAUAUUUUUAAAUUAGAUUUGAUGAUUUACUCAGAAUAUCAAGUUUUUGAAUCAAUCAUGAAAUGGGUGAAUAAAAAUGAAGAUUCAAGAAAAGAAGUACUGCCAAAGCUUUUGACAUUCGUGCGUUGGUCUUUCAUGGAUCCUGGUGAAUUAUCAAAGGUUAAGGAUAAUGAAUUAAUAAAGACUCUAAGAGAUUUUGAUUCAAUUAUUUCCUCUAAUGGUGACUGUGAAUCUAAUCGUACUAAACAAAACUACUUCGCCUCAAUCCAGGAAUUAGAUGAUCCUCCAAAGUUACGGAUAAAUAUAUUUGAUAAAGAUUUAUUUUGUUUACCAAUUGGAGAUUUUACCGAAGAUAAAACAAUGUCAACUGAAUUUGUUCAUGGAGAACACAUGUCAGAUAUAUUAUUUAAAACUGGAAGGGAUGUUUAUCGAGUUGACUGGGCCAAAAAGACAUUUACAUGGUUUGACACACAUAUUGCCUAUUAUCCGGUAAUUAAUAAUGCGAUUGUGAAUUUUCAGGAUAAUCUCAAUAUUCCUGCUAUUUGGAUGCUGAAGCUACUCCACUUGGUGAUGAAAUUCCCCGUAACUCAUAUUUAUUGCUUGAAUAUAAUGAUGGAUUUAUCUACAUCGGAGAAACUGAAGGAGAAAGGAAAUAUUUUGGUAUUUUCCCAGCGACUAAUUCGAGAUGGUUCGAUGGCUAUGGAAGGGGUUGCGAUCAUGAAUUCCAUGCGACUAUUUUGGACAAAGAUGUUUAUGUAUUCACUUCCCGCUCAGAUUUUUUCUCAUUUAAUAUGGAAACCCGUUCAUACAAUAAGAUUGAACUAUUUAAAGGUGCGAAAGAUCUGCGCUUACAUGAAUUAAUCUUAACGUCUCUUCAUAAAGAAGAUGAUAAAAUAAUUCUGAUCGAUAAACAGCGCGAAAAGUUUCAUGUUUAUUGCGUUAAACAGAAGAAAUGGUUCAAAAAGUCUGAACUCGUCAAUUUAAAUCGCAUAGAAGAAGGUUCAAAUGAAGAUACUUAUGAAUUAACUGCGUUCACCUCAACUUUUUUAUCGAUGAAAAAUAUAAAACCAUUGUUCAUGCGAAACUUUUUGUAACUCUUCCAGCUUUUUAACAGUACAAUAUAAUCAACAGUGAACGUUGAUUUCCGUUAUAUUCAAUAUUUAUGCAAAUUACAAAGUGUACUUUAGCAUUGAAUCCUUUUAUAUACAAAAAUCCAACCUUUUGCACCAAUUAAGUCAUUCACCGUUCUCUUGAUAUGCUUUGGCAUUGCACAGAGUCAAGUUCAGUUUCAUUUAUUUUUCGUAUAUUUAUUGAAUAUAUUUGAAACAAUAAUUUCAUUCUAUUCAGCAGUAGAUAUUUACUAAUUAGUAGAUAUAACAUUGUAUUUAUAAUGCAUCUUUCAUUUGCUCAACAAAUCACAAAUCUUUGUUUGAAUAAAAAUUUACUGACAAACUUUACUGGCCACAGCUUAUUUGAAUCUGCAUGAACCAGGGACACCGGUUAUUAAGAGUUAUUCAAACAACUGCCACAAGCAGUUAUGAGGUUUAAAGCACGAGGGCGUAGCCCGAGUGAAUUUUAUCUCACUCGAAGUUACAUGAUGAAA